Armigeres subalbatus is the source of this 3111-nucleotide messenger RNA. Its product is annotated as tachykinin-like peptides receptor 99D. The record is from RefSeq and is a predicted model, not a curated record. NCBI's taxonomy places the organism in Eukaryota, Metazoa, Arthropoda, Insecta, Diptera, Culicidae. Bases 987 to 2567 code for a protein of 526 amino acids. The transcript has 10 exons. Gene Ontology annotation, biological process: G protein-coupled receptor signaling pathway. Gene Ontology annotation, cellular component: plasma membrane. Gene Ontology annotation, molecular function: tachykinin receptor activity.
CAGGUUUGAAACAUGCCGGUCUGGAGUCGUUUCCGUCAGUUGCUUUGCUGACCUCUUGCCGUACGCAGGGAGGAUGGAUCAGCUUCUCAGUUUGGGGAUGGAUGUUCAGAACUGAAGCAGUCUGGCGACACAGAAGUGCUUUUGGUGGCCUCAGUCAUUCCGAACCACUGUUUGAAUGUGCAACGGCUGAUAGGGAACAAGUGGAUAAUUGUCACGUGGAAGAUGUGUGUUGCUGAAUCUUAGUUCUAAUAGUGAUAGCAGUUCUAAUCGACAGAAGUUGAGUGGCUUCACUCCAGAAGAUAGCUUUGCGGUGAAAGAUAAUUGUUUGGGAGAAACGGAAAUUAUUUGUAUGUGAUUGAAUCGUCUUAGUAAGUGACGGUUGUGUUUCUAAUUGCGCCAGUAUGUAUAGUCUAAAUUGGAAAAGGAAUGUUAGGCAAAUGCUUAAGAAGGAUAUCAUUAUAGGCUAAGGCUGCUAAAAACCACGAAGUUGGCUGAAACCGUAUCCCAUAAAUGUGUAAAAUAUAAUUGAUCACUUUUCAUGUUCGUGUGGUUGUGUGACCUCCGCUUCCCAAGGAAUAGUUGUAUUCUGAAGUGAGGAAAAUUUGUAUAAUCCACAAGAUUGAUUGCGUAUCAACUUGACACGGUAUUAAAUGGUGCAUCACAGAAAAUAUGUAGUGAAUAUCGAGGGUGUUUAAUCGUAACUCAUCGUUAUCAGAGUGUGGAGCAAAAGUGAAGAAUGUUUUAAACUGUGAUACGCGUGUUUCUUUUCCCGCCGGUAUCAACGCAGAUAGAGAUAGAUUUGGAGCAAAUUUGAUCCGUACGUUGCAUUGAGGAGAACAACUUUAAAGUAUUGGCUUUGAUAAAAUAGGAAACGCUAGAUAUACAAUGUACCUGUAUUAAUAAUAAUGUACAACCUAUCAACAGCAAAUGCAUUCCGUGUUGAUCUGUGAGAUAAAACCGUUGGACAGUCAGUUGUGAAACGCAAAAUGUUAAACGAUGCACAUACAACACCUUUCGGAUAUAAUAGUGUGAACAACAUUAGUGAUAAAUAUGAAUACUCGAAUUAUUCGUUCCAUUUCAACGAUAACUCACUCUACUCCACGCUCUCCACCACGUACGGAAAUAAUGUCACAAAUACGACACUGGAGAUCACCUUCAUACUUCCGGUUUGGCGACAAGUGCUUUGGACAUUGCUGUUCGUCUGCAUGGUCAUCGUCGCAACGGUGGGCAACCUCGUCGUGGUAUGGAUUGUGCUGGCCCACAAACGAAUGCGAACUGUGACCAACUACUUCCUCGUGAAUUUAUCGAUAGCUGAUGCGAUGGUUUCGACACUGAACGUCACUUUCAAUUACACCUACAUGCUGAAUCUUGACUGGCCAUUCGGCAACCUCUACUGCAAAAUAUCACAGUUCGUGGCAAUACUCAGCAUAUGUGCGUCCGUUUUCACCUUGAUGGCCAUUUCCAUCGAUAGGUACAUGGCCAUUAUGAACCCCUUGAGGCCUCGCAUGGGCAAACGUGCAACACUUUGUAUAGCAGCUGCCAUCUGGAUAAUAGGAAUAGUAAUCUCCAGCCCCAUGUUGUUGUUCUUCACGACCUUCGAGCUGCAGGACCGAGUAGUCUGCUACUCGGAAUGGCCAGACGGGCCUUCGAACCACUCAAUGCAGGAAUAUGUAUAUAACGUAAUUUUCAUGUUUCUGACAUAUUUCCUGCCGAUCGGAUCAAUGUCUUUUACGUACGCGCGAGUGGGACUGGAGCUGUGGGGUUCGAAGAGCAUAGGGGAGUGUACGCAAAGACAACUAGAGAACAUCAAAAACAAACGAAGGGUGGUUAAAAUGAUGAUGGUCGUGGUCGUUAUAUUUGCGGUUUGUUGGCUGCCGUUCCAGAUAUAUUUCAUCGCAACGUCAUACUAUCCGGAGUUGACCGACAAACCGUACAUUCAGGAGGUGUACCUCGGCAUCUACUGGCUGGCGAUGAGUAAUUCUAUGUACAAUCCCAUUAUCUACUGCUGGAUGAACUCCAGGUUUCGUCGUGGAUUCCAGCAGUUUUUCCGUUGGUGCCCUUUCAUUAGAAUAAGUCCGGACGUGCUAACGCGGCGUGGUGCAGUUAACUCGCGGUAUUCCUGCUCGGGUUCGCCGGAUCAUCAUCGAAUCGUGCGAAACGACACGGAAAGGUCGAUCCUAUACACCUGCCCAGGUUCACCUAAGACACAACGAAGAUCUCAAGGAUCCGUUCACAUUCCAAUGCACAUGUCUACGUGUCAACAUCACCCAGCAACAACUUCAACUUCCUUCUCACAAAAACUUCCGCCAAAGAAUGAAAGCUUUCCAGCCAGAUCAAACACGUUGACAUCUAGCAAUGGCCAUCGCACGCUUCACCACCACCCGCAGCAUCGUCAGUAUCCUCAGCAUAAUCCUCAAAUACAGCCGUCAAGGGGGACUGACGGCGGCAACAGUCCUAUUCCCGCUCUCAUAUCAAGCAAUCUCAAUAGCUUUAAAAACAAUAGUGCGCUUGGCGCAUACAAUAAUGAUGACAUUUCCAACAGUGCUGAUAGCCGAUUCCUGUCUUGACUUGGCCCGUUGCCGGCGUGAAGGAAAACAAACGAGAUUAUAGAUACGCAUUAUUCUGCAUAAACUGUGCUCGUCACAGACUCACAGUAAAGGACAAAUCAUUUGUAUUCGUUGCCAUUCGAGUGUUUGUGGAGUUUUCAAGCUUCAGAAUGUUAUAACUCCCAAAAAAAAGUGCAAUAGUGCACAUGUUUGAUUUCCUUUCUGUAUAUACCAUAAUCAUUUAAUUUGUUUUCAUUUUUGUUCGACUAGCUUUUGUUUCGUGAAACCAAAAAUGACUAAUUUAAGAUAUCUUUAGCAUGAUUUGUUUAUCGUAAAAUCUGUUUCAAUUAUGAAGAUAUCUUUAGCUCAGUUUCGCACCUGGAAACCAUGGCAAAUCUAUGUUUUUUUUUAUUUGAACGCAAUUGGCAUUAAACAAUAUACAGGAUUCUGUUUUUACACGAUUUUUUUUCGUUCGUAUAUUUGAUCGUGUGACUUCAAUUUACCACCAAAAUCUUUGCAACAUGUUUCAAAAAACUCUGUAUAAAUAAAAAAAAAAUCACAUCAU